AUGGCCAAGCGGCGUGCGGCCGAGCCGCUGACGUUCCACGUGCCUUGGAAGCGGCUCCUGCUCUGCGACUUCGCGGAGGAGUCGCCGCCGCUGUGGAUCCCGCCGCAGAGGCCCUCGCUACCGGGGCAGCCCCUCGGUGUCCCCGAACUGCCCCGAAAGCGCAAAAUCGGCGCGGGGGCCAUGGCCGAACCCUCGGCUUCACCUAGCAAGCGCCGUGACAGCGGGGACGACAGCGCUCCUGGCAGCCUGGGAGACGAGGAGCGUGAGGGCCGCAGGCUAGAGACCGGAGAGCCGCGGGAGCAGCCCCUCAGACCGGGGGAGGAGCCCCGGGGCGUCAGGCUCCAGAGGGGCGGUGGCGACGAAGGGGCGGGGCGCUCAGAGACCGCACGGGGAGACUGGGGGGCCGCGCCGUGCCAGCAUAAUGAAGAAUUUUGGCAGUAUAAUACAUUUCAGUACUGGAGGAAUCCAUUACCACCUAUUGAUUUGGCAGACAUUGAAAUUGUUAAUGAAGAUAAGCUGACAGAAUUAACACUUCAGGGCAAGAAUGAAGUGGUUGAGAUUGACAUGGAGUCAUGA
Messenger RNA from Orycteropus afer afer, 576 nucleotides. It is a transcript of the gene CUNH9orf40, whose product is annotated as chromosome unknown C9orf40 homolog. NCBI's taxonomy places the organism in Eukaryota, Metazoa, Chordata, Mammalia, Tubulidentata, Orycteropodidae. The transcript is spliced from 2 exons. The record is from RefSeq and is a predicted model, not a curated record. The coding region runs from base 1 to 576 and encodes 191 amino acids.